CAAGACCACUGACAAAACCAGUCCCAUACCCUUUCGUCUUGGGGCGUCACUCGCAGCAAUGAUUAAUUUGUUUGAUACGUGCAACGUCUGCCAGAAACUCAAACCGGCACCCGAACAGAAGGGCACGAAAUUCCACGUGUUGGGCAUCAGUGAGCUCGAGAAAAGUGCUCAACUCGGGACGUGUUUCCUCUGCUCCCUCCUCUUCACCGCAAUUUCCGAUUAUGGCUAUAUAUCCCCGAAUGACAACCAGAUAUUUGUCAGAACAGGCCAUGACGAACCGUUCUUUCUCAUGUGGAUAGACGCCCAAUUGCCAGUCGUCCCGCAUCUUGAGAUCUUUCGCCAGACAGGGUCUACGAGCAUAAUUGAAGGUCUUGGAUGGGCGAAUGCUGUCCCUCGAGAGCCAAACAAUCAGGCUACGAACGACCUGAUUAUAGAUUGGGUUCGCGACUGCGAGGAGAACCAUGCGGAGUGCAGAGUUGACGUGCAGGAGACACCCAAGCGGCUGUUGGAUCUCGAGUGCUCCGGACCCGAGGGCAUCUGCCUGGUGCAAGACUUGAAGCCCUCAAAGUACGUGGCACUGAGUCACUGCUGGGGGAACGUAAGAGCGUGCACGACUACCAGUGGCAAUCUCACCAGUCGCCUAUCCGGCAUCAAAUGGGAUGAUCUGGCAAAGACAUUUCAGGAUGCUGUCACCUUGACGAGGCAGAUUGGCUUUCGACAUCUCUGGAUCGACUCGCUGUGCAUUAUUCAAGAUGACUCGGAUGACUGGAAGAAGGAGUCCGUGAAAAUGGGAGACAUCUAUCGUGGGGCCUAUCUGACAAUCGCCGCCUCCUUAGCAUCCGCCGAUGACGAGGGCUUCCUCCACCCGUCGAAAGAAAGAGACUUCUACUCGGCAAAGUGUCUGCGCGUUCCAUUUCAGGGGGGGGUCAUUACGGACCUUUGGGUGCGCACGAUUCACGACUCUCGCCUCCAUUCGUUCCACAAUAUCAGCGAGCCUCUGUCCACCCGGGCCUGGACGAUGCAGGAGCGAGUACUUGCACCGCGGCUUCUGAGCUACUCCUCUGCCGUUACCUUUGAGUGCACCGCCUCUGCUGUCUGCGAGUGUGGCCACAGCAUGUAUCCAGAUCCUUACUACCCCCCUGUUCACAUGCUCCAGGGCCUAGACAACAAACAAGGGUUUUUAUCGAUCUUACAGGGUGAGCCGCAGUCGAUUGCGAGGAUGUACUCCUUCUGGUCAGACAUGGUAUCUGUAUACACGGGUCGAAAGUUGACAUUCGAGACGGACAGGCAGAUUGCGAUUUCCGCCAUUGCGAGAGCCCUGGCGAAGCAGUAUGGCGAUGAAUACAUUGCAGGGCUUUGGAAGGGGAACUUAGUUCCCGGUCUUACCUGGCAUAAUGAUAUCCGGCUGCCAGUCAUCAAGAAUGUUGCUGCCGGAUCGGGUGUCCAGCUGCCGAAUCGACCACCGUCUUGGAGCUGGCUCUCGGCAGAGAAACUCGUCAGCACGUAUAGACUUCUCCCCGGCCAUUGCGAAGUCAUAUCGACGGACGUCCAGGAGGGCGGACUCAACGACAGUGGCCCGGCUCGAGGAUGUAUCAAGCUCAGGGCUCAGACUGGGACUAUGGUUGCGCAUCUGCCAGAGAAAGGCCAGCUCGACUCGGAAACGUCAGGGGCUACGCGGUUCGCGUUACUUGGUCCCAACGACAACCCAGUGGAGGUAUUCAAGAUAGAAGACUUCAGAGUAGAUAGACCGGUUGCAAGGAAUAGUGCCCUGAACGUGUCAGCAGACAUGCAAGGCGGUUCCUGGGUCCCCAUGGAUAGGACAUUUCCUAUCCGGGUGUUGUGCUUGCAUCUUGGUACAACCAUCAUCGAUGACAACAAUCGAGAGUCGGAGGUCUUUCUCGCGCUCGGGCAUUUGCAGGGGCGGUAUUCGAGGAUUGGACUUGUUCGCGCUACCAUCACCAGGGAUGCUCUGCGAGAGUGGGUGGGCGAGUCUCGUCGUGAGAUCACGAUAUACUGACGAGCGGCAUACUUAAAAUGUUCAGCCGUCCUUGCUCUGGGUUUCGGCAUUGAGUUUCCGCGCGAGCAGAUGUUCCAAGAGCUGCUUGCGGAAAAUAAGGGGCUUCACUUUGGGUUCUUUGAAGGGAGAGUAUUUGAAAUUUGAUUGGGGAUUGGUUCCGCAUAAUAGGAGCUAAUGUCGUCCUAGGGUAGGCUGAUACACGUCUUGAACCUGACUGACAUCUACAUCGCUCAGACUACCCUACACUCUCAAUUUGCAUCGGCCUUGGUAUGAGCUACACGGGUAGAAUAUGCAUGAAUCAGUGA
Emericellopsis atlantica is the source of this 2322-nucleotide messenger RNA. RefSeq names its product heterokaryon incompatibility protein-domain-containing protein. The transcript has 4 exons. NCBI's taxonomy places the organism in Eukaryota, Fungi, Ascomycota, Sordariomycetes, Hypocreales, Bionectriaceae. The coding region runs from base 59 to 2017 and encodes 652 amino acids. The record is from RefSeq and is a predicted model, not a curated record.